Molecule: messenger RNA, 890 nt
Organism: Drosophila hydei
Lineage: Eukaryota; Metazoa; Arthropoda; Insecta; Diptera; Drosophilidae
Product: probable acylpyruvase FAHD2, mitochondrial
Exons: 4
Coding region: 113-802 (229 amino acids)
Cellular component (GO): mitochondrion
Molecular function (GO): acetylpyruvate hydrolase activity
Source: RefSeq, a predicted model, not a curated record
UUGAACAUUUGAGUUUUAUGUUAUUUAAUUUUGAUUGAUAAACUAUUUAUAUUUGGGGCAGAGGGGCACGGCUCCAGAUAACCUUGACGCCUAAUAGUAUAGCAUUGACGCAAUGGUUCUGCUCAGUCGUAGUCUGAUGGCCUGCCAACGCACUCAAGAUUUGGCCAAUUUCGUGUUCGAGGGCAAAAAGAUCAUAGGCGUUGCUUUAAAUUAUAUGUGCGCGGUAAAGGCGAGAAAUGUGCCGGUGCCAACGGUACCAAUCGUUUUCAUAAAACCCACAACAUCUUAUCUAAGAGAAGGUCAUCCCAUUGUCUUGCCCAAAGUUUUUACUAAAGUGGCCUACGAAGUGGAGCUAGGCGUUGUAAUUGGAACACGGUGUAAGAAUGUAUCCAAAGAAAAAGCAAUGGAAUUUGUGGGUGGCUAUUGCUUGGCCCUGGACCUCACUGCCCAAUGCAAUUUAACGGCGGCACGUGCCGCUGGUGGCUCCUGGACACUUGGCAAAGGAUUCGAUACUGCUACUCCAGUUUCGCGUUUUAUACCCAAGGAUGCUAUCGAAGAUCCACAUAUGCUCCCCCUCUGGCUGAAGGUCAAUGGCGAAAUAAAGCAAAAGGGCUGCACAGCAGAUUUGGUCUUCAAAGUGCCUGACAUCAUUUCCUAUGUAUCCAAGUAUAUGACCUUGGAGCCAAAUGAUUUGUUAUUAACGGGUACGCCUCAUGGCUCGGAUGCCUUUCAGGCGGGUGAUCUGAUUGAGUGCGGGCUUGCCGACUUGGCUACCAUGAAGUUCAAUGUAUGCGCCGAGUAGAACGAGUAAAACUCCAAAGAUUUACACCACCUGACAUCUAGCAAAUUAACGUGUUAACAAAAUCCAACGUUUUUUAGAUCUACAAUUU